AGCUGCACAUCGGGUCGGUCGCCUGUUUUGCUCCACACUGAAAGGAUGUCCCGUUUCGUUUCGGCAUUGCGACGGUAACUUUCCUCCCAUCCGGCGCCUGGUGGUAGUGGUGAUAGUAAAGCUAGCAAUGCAUUGUUUGUAGCGUGAAUCAAGCACAUGGCGUAUAAUUUGAUGAUGGCAAUGACGGUUGUAGCGGGCGAGUGAUGACGAGUGAUGCAUUAGUAGUAGUGGUGUUGCUUCGAUAUUGGUAAUGGUGAGAGCAGCGUGGCAGUGUGUAACUAUUUAACUAGAAAUUAUUAUUAGUUGUUGUUGCUGUUGUGGGCGGUGACGCGUGCUACGAUUGAAUACUACUUUCAGGCGUCCCAUGAAUGGUGAAUUUUUCGGCGAUCGUUGGUGGAAUGGGGUGAGCUGUUUUUUUGCGGCUGCUGCUGCUACCACUGCCGCGAGGGUGGUAGCGUUCCUUGACGGUUUGUUACAAAAACAGACGUGCCACGACGGCAUUCGACUAGUUUCGUUUCUGCGUUCGGGCGAAUCACUAGCGAAAUUCUUGAAGGCAUUUUCAUCGCGUAGAAAAAUCCACCACGAAUAAUGCUUUGUUUUCACGUGUGUGUAGCAUUCCGACAAAGAAAAAAUAUAAACUAGUUGAACAAGAAAAAAAAGGAAAACAGCUAAAACUUCGUUCCGAUUUGGACAGAAAGAGAGACUGAGGAAAAAUUAAAUUUUCUUCGCUCUGUCUAUCGUUUGUUCGAUAUCCAUCCGCGAGAAAAUUGUUUGUUUGUUUUGCUGUCUGCCCUAGCCUUGGGGGAAGACGAAGAAAAAAGUUCCUUUUAUGCUUGGCUCCCCUUCUUUGAAAGUGCGCUAUAAAUCAUAACGUAAUAAAUUUGUAGCAAUUUCGUUCCCUUCUGCCGAAAGCGUACAAAAGUCAGACAGACUGCGAGGCAGUAAUCUUUCAGCCGUGUAAAGUCGCUGCUAGCCGGAAUACAAAUUUGACUAGUCGAAAAGUUUCUGUUUGCUCUCGAUAGGUCCUGGAAUAAAGACCCCACUCCAGCAAGUAUCUAUUCGGGCGUAAGAAUUCACAAACAAACGCGCCUAAGCGUAUGCCAUAUGCACAUACGUUCCAUACGCGACGCUUAAAGGCGGUAAAAACGAUACCACCGGUGUAGAGUGCGGAGACCGUAAACGCGAUUCCGCAUUAAUGUGAUUAAUGAUGUGCGAAAGCGAUUAGUGAAAUUAGGCAGUUUUCGGGGAGGUCGCCGAUUGGCUUAUGCCAGAACUGCCGAAGUGUGAGGCGUAAGUCAGACGUGAAUAUUUGGUUUUAGUGUUAUUCCGCUGCGUGGCGAUAAACGACCUGAUGAUGAUAAUGGUGAUGUGCGUUUGAUGGGCGACUGCGAAGCAGAAGCCUACCGAGGGAACAAACGACAACCGAGCAGAGUGCGAGCAGCGUGUUAGGAAGCAGUCGAGAAGAAGAUGAUGCUGAAAAAAUGUGCUGAGUGAUAGCGAAUAAGAUCUCUUGUGCGUUGUCGCGCGGAUGGAAGGGACGAAAGAUUAGUGGUUAUUUUUCGUGCAAAUCAUUGAGAAGUGUAGAUUGUUUAUUUUUUUUCUUCCGGUCUGUCUCAGUGCUCGGUGAACGGCAGCAAGUUUGGGUGAAGAGGAGUGCGAAGUUGUUGACAUCCUGGCUGGUACAGUGACGUGCACGUGCAUUCACUGAACCACGGCCAGUGGUGCCUAAUCCAGUGCUGCCUCCUCGUUACUGCCGGUAGACCAGACAAGGGGUGCUACAAUGGAAUUCAAACCAUCCAACACGGCCACAAUAGCGACGAUAGACAAAGGCAACCCCCCGCUACCGGCCAGCCUGCUGCAUCCGCCCGCCUCCCCCACCAAUGUUGGCUGUUGUGCGAUAGGACGCCGUACGCCCCCACGGCCACCGUCGGAGAUCUACUUCGAAAGUCGGGGCAAGUGCUGCAAGAAGCUGCUACGAUACAACGGAUAUCCCAAUAAGGUUCUGUUGUAUCCAGAAGAAGGAUGGGCACGCAGUGCCGCUUCCAGCUACUGGACGAUAUCGCCUUGCCGGUGGCGACGCAAUCGCUGCAUCGUAGAAGAGGUUGCCGGUUCAAGAAAACAAUCCACCCAAGGACAAAUGAUCGUCGUUGGGGAUGGAGCACUACUCAUAGUAGGCACAUUCAAAAGACGAGUUCCUGAUCCUGACUUUAAGCUGUACCUGUCCUCUAACAUCACGCUGGCCGACUACAACAUGGGUUACUGUCUGACGGGAACGCUCGAGCGAGGCGAUGCUCGGUCCAACCAAUUCCAGACGACCCACUUCGCCGUGAUCCGACGAUGCUGGCCCGCCCAUGAACCGGACACCUCACAUAAGCACCAGCAGCACACCUACAUUGAUUUUCUCUUCAAUCGAUGAUAGCAGCAUCAACAACGGUGAGGGGUUUGGUUAGUUGGUGCACUCCACACACAGCACGAGAGCUAUCCUAAAUCCUAACAGAUAGUAUACAGAAGAUAGUAAUAAUAAUGUAAUGGCGAAAGAGCGAUGAAACUAAAUCACCAAAACAUAUACGUACUGAAAGUAAAGGAUAUACGAUGUCAGGCAUGCUCAUAAAACUGUAUUCCUGCUAGAAGGUGGGCGGAUGGCCUGGUGUCGGAAGCCGCCCAUAAAAAAACGCCCAUAAUUUUCACUGAUAUAAAUUUAAGUAUCUCUUCACUAGCACGGAAGGACCCCGGGAUUAUCGGAGGUGUUUUUUUAUUAUGCUCCGUUAAUAAAAACAAAACAAAGAAAAAUCAAACAGACAUGAGGUUUCGCCUUUAGUGCGGAAGCUUAGUCACUCGGAAAAAAUAAAACAGGAAUUGCUCGUUUAUAAGGAAACUCACCGGACGGAGCGGUUUUAUUUUUCGUGCGUGCUGUUAUUUCCUUGGAAUGUUUACUGCGUUAACUGCUUACGGGAUACAGCUCCGGGCUCUAAGGUACCAGAUGUGGAAACUGAAAACCAACAGCUCACACUAGUUGGCGUUAACGUUUGGGUGGUCCAUCAUCUGAUGAUAAAAUGAUUAUGAUAAAUAUAGUAUUAUAAUUAUCUGUAUAAAAAAUAUUGUCUGCCAUGCUUCUAGAUAGAAUCUCGAAAUUUUUCACAACAUCAAAUCAAAUGCAAUGUUGAUCGUGAACCUUCUGAAUGUAACCAAUACCACACGAAUCGAUUCAACAGUGGCUGUGAAAAUCCAGUUAUAAUUUUUGACACCACUCCAGCUUGUCUAACAGCCAAUGACAGUGGCCCGAGUUAUGGGUUCACGGUAAGGUGAAUUUCCUUGAUCCAGUUUUGUUUGAAUACCUUUUUCAAGCAGGAUUGGAGCGAUUUUAACCGUUCCCACGUUUUGCAGUGGAUAAAGUACAAGGAAACGGUAUCGCGAUUGGAAUUCGUGAUCAAUUUAAAUUUACAACACUUUCUCAAGGAUUGUUAUCCCCAGAUUUUGUUUCGCCUUACGGUCCGGUGCAACUUGUGACUUAAAACUUCUUUAAGAGCCCUUGAGUUUUUAUUUUCUAAACAUAGAAUUGCGAAAUCCUCUCAAUUGCAUCUUUAAUUUUUAUUAAAAAAAAGUCUUUUCUGAAUAAAUUCUACCCCCGGUUACCUUUGCUUCACUACCACUACCGUUCUCCAAACCGGGUAAAGGCCCUGUAUAUGGGAAUGAGAUGAAAAUUUACCCAACCUACGAGCCGAUAGUUCGAGAUUCUCAUGAUAGUCGUGAAAUUAUAGAUCAUUGAACAAAGUUUGAUUCUUUUUGUUCUCAAUAAGAUUGUGUCCUAUUUCACCAUAGAUGAUUUAAUUAGACUGAAAGUUGGUGCAAUUUAUCCUUGACCGUGGCUUAUGUAUACGGUAGCAACAUGUACGCCAAGAAAAUUAAAAUCCCAGAAAAAAACAUCGAUUGGACGACGCUGAGCCAAAUACGCUGGGUUACGUAAUUUUUUUUUUUUAUUAACUCGUUUAUUUGACACGGCACAAUACCUCUAGGUUUACGGUGCCAGAUACAAAAAAUAAAAUAAAAAACGCUACUGCUGCUGUAUAUUAUUAUUUGUUGCAUUUGGUUUUCUUGUUGUUGGGCCAUUUCGGUUGUUACUGCGCGUCGUGGUCCUUUUCCGGGGAGGUGAACCAAUAUUCUUGCCUGCCUCCGGGUCAGAGCAAAUCAUGUCGUUCUCGCUGGCUGACAUCUCGCUAUCGCUUCCAUUCGAGGUUUUGUACUUUCGGAGUCUUCGUUUUAUCUCUUUAAACUCGAUGGCAUCAGUAUCAGGUAAGUUGUCCUUAGUUUGCGCUGAUGUAUCUUGGACCGAUGUUUUUUCCGUUGCUGUUUUAGUUGUUGGCAGUUUCGCAUUUGGAUUUUGUGUUGUUGUCUUCGUUGUUUCCGUUGAUGGUAAUUUCUUUGAUGACUGUUUACUUCUUUUUUCGUCGUUGGCUGUCGAGGAUGACGAACUGUAUUUUACCGCUUUGUUGCAGGGGUUUCCCGGAUGAGCUUCUAAGCCACACCAUUGGCAAGUUGCGCGUUGGUUUUUGUAGGUAACCAAACUUUGUUCGGAGUAGGUUCGACCGGCAAAUGUGACAAAACUCGGUAUUGGUUUGGUUAAACGCAUACGCACAAUACGUACGCCAUUGUAAACUCCCGGAAAGAAGUUUUUCCACGUGUCGUGUCUAAUAGACAACACUUCUCCAUACUCGCCUAUCACACGUUCUAUUGACCUCGGACUAAACGCCCUUGGAAGGUCAUGGAUGCGUACAUCAAUAGCAUUGUCUACCAUAUACACCGGAAUCAAAUAGUUUAACUGCUCAUUCCGAAUACGAUGUUUCAUGUUAUUUUCGUUUAUAAAUUUUUCAGCGGCAUCGAGUAGCUUGAAUGUUAUCAGCACACAAUUGCGCACAUGAUGCAUUUGUAUACUAUCCACUUCAUCGAUAUUGAUUCUCAUUUCACUUUUGAUUAUUUUUUCAACUUCACGUAUCGGGGGGCGCGGGACACAGGAUGCAAAGUCAAUCACGGCUGUGUUAACACGCAUCACACAAGGUCCACCUUCAGAGUUAGCCUUUCGCAGCUGCGCUGCAAUGGUAUUGCCUUCCAUUUCUUCGCACAAUCAAAAAGAAAGCCAAUGUAGCAGAACUAAACAAAAGAACGGCAGCGCGCAGAUCACUUGUUUGUGGAGACAGAGUUUUGUACGUGCUGUUCGGAAGAAGCGACAAGCGAGACUGGGGUUACGUAGUUUACACAGUAAAAAAUUCUGAAUUUAACACGUCACGCAAAAUAUUUUCUCAUUUAAAUUUCAGUUACUUCUGACGUAAACCGCGAUUUUGUUUGAAUUUUAUGUAAAAUAUCAUUUGAAUUUGCUUAGAAUAUUAUAAAAUUUUCUAUCAGUCCUUUUUCGUAAAAUAUUGCUAGUCAUGGCACGAGUAACGCAACAUUAAUGACAUAAGUUUCCUACUAUGAUUGCUUUUUCCUAUUCAAUAACAAUAAAUUACAUUUUAAUUGUUUUUGGAACCACUUUAGUAAAAAAUAAACAGAACACCCUAAUGAAAAUUUAGUUUAAUUAGGUAUAAUGAACAAUAAAAUAAUUUACACCUGGUUUGGAACGAGUUGUGAAAAUGACCAGAAGCCAGUUUUCGAACAUUCCAUAGUUAGCCUUCGGUUGCCCAGAAAGCGGCUAAGUUCCAAAAGGUCGAAUUUCAGCCAAAAAAUUAUUUUUCGAGAUAAAACUAGAUAUCGACGUUUUAGGCAUUUUUAAGUCAUUUGGCAUCGAAGAAAAAGUUUUGAUUUUCCCAAUUUCAUGUACCUUGGUAGAUUUUCGAGGGUCGAAAAAUCACAACUUUGAGCGCUUUGAGGCACCCCUAAAUCAUGUCCGAUUGAGCUAAAAUUUUGCACAGAUGGUUUUUCGGGCAAUGAACUAAAUAUACAUGUUCAAUUUUUGAAAUUCGAUGAUGAAUUUUUUCCAUACAUUCCCUUAUUUCAAUUAUUUAAAUUGUUUUAUGGUUUCCUUCUGAAUUGACUUGGUCUCUGGUGGAAAAUCUGAUUUAAUUCGUCAAAUAGUGAAUGAACUUUCAUACGGAAUCCCACUAUUUUUUAAUGAGCAUCCCAACUCUAAAAUGGUGUAUGAAACUCAACAAUAUUUUUGCGCGGGAAUCUCUGAUAUAAUAGCAAAAGCUUUUCUUCUAGUUCUAGGAGAAGUUGACUGUGGUUUCCUUGUUCGGUUGGUCGUUUCACCUAAUCGCGUCCACAUGCUACGCAACCCACGACUCUGCUGACACCCAUCAUUCCUAAUGGUAGUUUGGUCCUCUGCCAGAAGCGUUGUUCGAUUCCGUAGUGAAUUCGAUUCGAUCGAAGCGCCUUCCAAAGAGAAACAUUGGCACAAUUCCCAGCCUGGAUGAGUUUUUGGAUUUCUCUGCUGGUAUCGUUGUCGGUGGUUUUCAGAUACCACAAUACACGAGCUCCUCAACCACCUCAAGCUCUUAGCCGACUACAAAUACUUGAGUUUGAAGGCUCGUUGGAUCCAGUAGUAUGUAUUUAGUUUUCGAAGCAUUUAUCCGCAGUUCGAUUCAUCUAACUUUGGCUUUCAGUCGGGCGUAGGUUACCUCCACCGUUACUCCAGGUCAUCCGUGAACCGAGAAGCUGAACCUACCUUGUUAAAAUCGUGUGUCGAUGGCUGCCGGAUCACAAACUCAAGGGCGAUGUUAAACAAAAAAAAAGGUCCGUCACCUUGUUAAUCCUCUACACGAUUCAUAGGAACUAGGGAGUAUCCCCGAAACACCCACGUAGCACAUCACUUUCAUCCUUGGCGGUCUUGAUGCAUGAUCUGCUAUAGCUAUUUUCGAUCGACUUGUCGAAGGCCGCCGUGAACUGCACAUUGUGUUCACGACAUUCCUGUAAGAUCUAUCUGAUUUGGAGUUGGCGGGCUCCCGUAAAGCCCGCUUGGUACUGGUCCAUGAAACCUCUGGUUAAGGUGAUUGACGAUGGAACAGGAGAGUAUUUAGCAGGUGGCAUUGAUAAGCGAGAUGCCAUAGGGAUUGCGGCAUUCCAACUUGUCGCCUGUUUUUAGGUGGGACAGAUGACUUCCUUCAUCCACUCAUCUGGUAGCGUUCCCACCUUACAAAUACUGGAAAAGACUCAGUGCAGAGCGUUAGCCAACGCCGAUGCUUGAAGAGCUUUCUCGGCAUUCGGUCUUUGCCAGCAGCUUUGUUGUUCUUCAGCUUCCUGAUGUCAUUGAGAACUUCAUGGACAAGUGGGCUGGUACUCGGUCAUCUGCUGUUGGUGCUCCUAGGUCAGUUCCUCCUCCAUUAAGGUGCCCAGCAAACCAGAAGUCGUAUAAGGAUGUUAAUUCCAAGUCGUUCAAAUAUGUAUAUCAAGUUGAAAUUACACAAGAUGCAGCAAUAAAUUUGUUUAUAUCGCAUCUCAACAUAUAAAAAUGCAGCUCUGUCUGUCUGUCUGUCUGAUUCAUAUAGGCUUGGAAACUACAUACAACAUAUAGCCGUGAAAUUUUGUAUACAGGGGUUUUGGGGGCCGGAAAAGGUGACUAAGAUACUUCGAGACCCCUCCCUCUUCUGGAAGGGAGGGGUCCCAUACAAAUAAAACACAAAGUUCUGCACAUCUCCAAAACCAAACAAGCAAAUGGAAGCAAAUUUGGCAAGUGGAUGCUUUUAGGGGUAACAAAUAUAUCCAUAAUGGUUUGACACCCUUCCCUCUUCUUGAAGGGAGGGGUUCCAUAUAAAUGAAACACGAAUUUUACACAGCUCGAGAACCGAUCCACCAAAUACAACCAAAUUUGGCAUGUGAAUGUACAUAGAGGAAACAAAUAUGUCCAUAAUGGUUCGGCACCCCUCCCUCUUUGGUGAGGGAGGGGGUUCCAUACAAAUGAAACAAAAUUUCUGCUUAUCUCGAGAGCUAACGAUCUAAAUGAAACCAAAUUUGGCAAGUGAAUGUUUUUAGGUGUAACAAACAUGUCCAUAAUGUUUCGACACCCCACCCUUCUUCUGGCAUGUCUCCAAAUACCAUUUCGAAAUCCAAGAUGGCGACUUCCGGUUUUUGAAAAACAGCAGCAAAUGACCAAAUACCACCCAAUAUGGGUAUUUCCAGAAUUGUUAUGACGCACCGAAGCCACAAAUCGACCUCCGACAACAUUUUGAAUUGUAAGAUGGCGACUUCCGGUGUCUGGAAAACAGCCGAAAAUGACCAAAUACCACACAAUAUGAGCGUUUCUUUAACCAGAUUGACGCACGGAGGCCAGAAAUUGUUCUCAAAUGUCAUUUUAAAAUUCAAAAUGGCGACUUCCGGUUUCCGAAAAUAGCAGCAAAUGAUCAAAUACCACCCAAUAUGCAUAUUUCCGGAAUUGUUAUGAUACACUGAAGCCACAAAUCGACCUAUCAACCUCAGACAACAAUUUGAAUUGUAAGAUGGCGACUUCCGGUACCUGGAAAACAGCCGAAAAUGACCAAAUACCACACAAUAUGAGCGUUUCUUUAACCAGAUUGACGCACGGAGGACAAAAAUUGUUCCCAAAUGUCAUUUUAAAAUUCAAAAUGGCGACUUCCGGUUUCCGUAAAUAGCAGCAAAUGAUCAAAUACCACCCAAUAUGCAUAUUUCCGGAAUUGUUAUGAUACACUGAAGCCACAAAUCGACCUAUCAACCUCAGACAACAAUUUGAAUUGAAAUCGAAAUGAUGUAAAGAAGCCAAGCAUUGACCCUGGACACCAUUUUGGAUUCGAAGAUGACCACUUUCAGUUUCUGGAAAACAACGAAAAUAACUGUAAUGCACCCAAUAUAUUUCCGGAAUAGAGGUGAUGUACAAAAGCCAAAAGUCGAGGAUGUUGUCAUUCUGAUAAAACCAAUCAUUUAUUUAUUUAUUUAUUUAUUUAUUGAAAUGAAUCCAUCCGACUAGCAGUCUUAAUGAAUAAUCGAGUGUAUGGCUGGGAAAAGCCACCUUGAAAGUCACAGAUAGGCGACUAUUAAGGCGGCAUAAAAACCCAGCAUCUUUUUUAAAAAACAAAAACAUAUACAGAGAUAUUACAAAAAUUUGAUACAGAUAACAUAGAUAAAGUCAAAACAAACAAUGCACAUUAAUUAACUAUACUAGAAAUUAAAAUUAACAUUUUGACGAUUAUAAACCAAAGCCAUCCGACGAACAGGUUCAUGCUGGCCAUAAUUCGUGCGGUGUGCGUUGGUCUGCAGUAAUCGCUGAUGACGUUGUGGACGAAGAGGGCAUUGCAGCUGAAGCAUUGUCAAGAUAGCGGGGCAGUCAUAGCAACCAGUGAGGAUUUUGUGCACAGUUCUGGCCAGUAUGUCCUUACGACGUUCUUCAAGGGGUUUUAUCCCCACCAGCAGGCAAAGGUUUUCGUAUGGCGGCAAAUUAUCAGGGUUCCUCCAUGGCAAUCUGCGACAAAUCCUUCGGAUGAAGAGCUUUUGAAUGCGCUCGAUUCGCUGUAUCCAAAAAUCGUAGUACGGGUCCCAAACAACGCAGGCAGUUUCUAAAACUGAGCAUACCAGAGAGCAGUAGAGUGUGCGCAUAGUACCAGGAUCGUGAAACUCCUUUCCAAUCCUAAAUAUUAAACCAAGUUGACGAUUGGCUUUAUUGAUGAUCGCAGAAUAAUGCUGCCUAAAUGACAUACUGGUGUCCAACAAAACACCCAAUUCAGUGACAACGUCGCUACGAUGUAAAUAAGUGCCAGCGAUACGAUAGUCGAAAAGCAACGGCUGUUUUUUGCGCUGGAAGCUGAUCACGGUACAUUUGGGAAUGCUCAGCAUCAUAGCAUCAUAGUUGCGUAGGCACCAGUCGUUGAAAGCAUCGAGUAACGUUUGAAGUCUAUAGCAAUCAUCAUAAUUCUCAACAAUUUGAAAUAUUUUAGUAUCAUCAGCGUACAAUAGUCGUGUGCCAGGUGGUAGAACUUUAGUUACAUCAUUAAUGUACAAAGAGAAAAGCAGCGGCCCAAGAAUGCUGCCUUGAGGAACACCAGAAUUGUUGCUGAACCAAGCGGAUUGCGACGUUCCCAACUUUACCGCGAUCUGUCGGUUGCGUAGAUAAGAACUGAGCCAUUUUACCAGUCCAGUUGAAGCUCCAAGCUUGUCGCAUUUUGCACAAAGUAAUCCAUGAUCAACACGAUCAAAAGCAGCUUUCAGGUCCGUGUAAACAGCAUCAACCUGAAGACCACGAUCCAUACCACGCAAGCAGAGUGAAGUGAAUUCCAGCAAGUUAGUAGAAACGGAUCGACCAGGGUAAAACCCAUGCUGAGCGGUAGAAAUAUAGCUUUUUAUGCUGAACAUGAGAUGAUUGUGGACAAUCGUUUCAAAAAUUUUUGAACAAGCACACAAACAAGAGAUCCCACGAUAGUGUUCCACAUUUCGUUUAUCACCUUUUUUGAAAACCGGAUACAUCAAAGAUUCUUUCCAGCUGCGAGGAAAUUGAUGACAUUGAAGGGAAAGGUUGAAAAUAGCGGCUAGCGGUGACUUUAAAACUGCAGCGCAUUUCUUCAGGAUAACGGCAGGAAUACCAUCGGGUCCAGGAGAGAAUGAUUGUUUCAGGUUGCAAAUGGCUUCAGCAACUUCUUCGUUUGAGAUUGUAAAGAUAUCGGCGCAAAAUGUGUCACUAGGAACAGGAAACAUGGCUUCAGCAAUUUUAUCCGAGGAUGCACACUCGCUAUUGAAAACACCAGCAAAAUACUUGGCAAACAGAACGCAUUUAUUGUCAUUCGUGGACGCUACACUAUUUGACAUAAACAUGCUAGAUGGUAAUCCAUCCUCCUUACGUUUCGAAUUAAGAAACCUCCAAAAGCUUUUCGGGUUCGAACGUAGGUUGUGUUCUGUUCUGCGCACGAAAGACGAAUAUAGUUUUCUGUUUAGGGCUUUAUAUGAUCGACUGGCAGAGGUGAGACGGAUCCUAUUGACGGGGUUUCCGUUUCUUUGAUAGGCACGCAGGGUUGAUUUGCGAGCACGAUUGAGCCUAGCAAGAUGCCUGUUUCCCCAGGUAGGCUUAUAGCGAGGACGAACUUUGGGAAUAUAUGAAUGUAUAAGUUCCUGAAUCAAUGCAGUAAAUCGUGACACGGCCUCAUCCAAAUUUCUACACUGGUUGAUAAAGCUCCAAUCGAUACCUCUCAGUGCCAAACUUAUCGCCUCAUAGUUUCCCCGCCGAAAGUCGAAACUGGAAGGAUCGAACUCAUCUACAAACUGAGCCUUUACAGGUCUGUUGAAGGUAACCAUCAAUGGUGGAUGAUGAACAUCAAUGUUACACAGAGGAUCGGGUGCAGUGGUGACGGAGCAUGAUGGCAAAGCGUGCAAAUUUGCAAAAAUUAAAUCUAGGAACCGGCCAUUCUGAUUCCGAACAGAAUUGAUCUGAAACAUGUUGUUAAAAGCCAUGCCGUCUAACAAAUGUGUACUACCAGCGUUCACAGAUGAGUGCAGGGCGUCGACAAUAAGAUAAUUGGACUGUGGCUGCAUCGACCAGGAUAGACCAGCGCGAUUAGAGUCUCCGAAAAGAAAAAGAUCGUCAUUGAUACCAGUGGAAUUAACGGCUUUUUCUACUGACGAAAUAUGACGAUCAAUAAUCUCAGUUUCAUUUCGCAAAUUGGGUGGAAUAUAGGAAACUCCGAUUACGAAUUAACAUUCACUGUUGUUAAUUGUUACCCACACUUGCUCGAGUGAAUCAUCAGCAGCCUCUGCUAGCAGCGCAGAAAACAAUGAACGCCGAACGGCAAUGACUACUCCGCCGCCCCUUGCUUUGCUGCUAUUCAGUGAGCUACGAUCAGAGCGAUAUAUUGUAUAGUCAGAACCGAACAAUUGCGCUGAAGAGAUUUGUUCAUCUAGCCAAGAUUCUGUCAAAAUGAUACAAUCAUAAAGCGAAUCGGAUACUGCCAGCGCAAAUUCUGUUAUUUUGCUGCGUAAACCGUUAACAUUCUGGUAGUAAAAAGUCACUGGAUUGUACGAAGAUUCGAGUCGUUGCUGGGCAGAUAGGAUGCUGUUAACAGUUGGCGACAAAACUGGGCUGGAUAUCUGUAGCGGCUCAAAUUCUGCUGAUGGUAACGAGCGAUUCACGACGGUCACAGGUGCUGGUGGUAAAUGCGCCUCAGCUACGCUCAGCUCGAUGUGGCGAGAUGUGCUAUGGGGUACGAAAUCUGCAUUAGUUUUUUGAGAGUUAAAAAUUUGUAAUGACUUAACUAGACUGGGGGCCGGUUGGCCCCCAGGAUCCCUCGGAGGUUGCGCAGCUAGUUGAGAGGAACAAGAUGAGGACUUGUUGCAGGCUGCGAUGGUACGGUUCGGGGAAACUUCGAUGCUUUUGGUUUCCAAAAAUCCGAUGAUGCAUUGCGUUCUUCGAACUACCGAAAAUAGAUUCCUUUCGGCCAGUUAUUAGCAUCAAGGGCGGCAUCUUUCAACUGUAAGUCAAUGCCGACUUUAAAGGAAAUAAAAGCGAGGAAUUUAACAUCAGCAUCUUUUCUAACAAGCUUCUUAACGACGGGUUGUAUGUCGGAUACGCAAUCACGAACGAGAGCAGCUAUUUCAUCCUCGGACACAUGAGGGGCGAUGCGCGAGAGGUAAAUCCAAAAUUUUGCAGUUGGUUGCGGGACGGUUUCGACUAAAGACGGAAAGUUUUCGACAGCUUUAGUUCCACUCAAUAAACCAGAAAACACUCUUGGUCGCUUAGGGGUGUCGCUCGGGGAAAUCACUCUAGGGCGCUUAGAACUGCGAUUAGCCGACAACAUUACUGGUGUUGUAUUUGUUAAAAGCUUAUCAGAAAUCGAUCCUAUGAAAGCAUUUAUUUGUCCAAGUUCUUUCUUCACUUCAUUCAUACAGCAGGUGAUUGAGUCUGCAAAAGCUGAUGUGGUAUCGAUAGCAGUAUCUGAUGAAUGUUUCGUCUUCAGAUUCUCGAUAGACUUUAAGCAAUCUGCGCAGAACCAAAGCAAAUUGGGCUGCCCAUUGACGAAAUCCAAAUUCGAUCGUGCCCAGCCGAAGCAUUUCAUGUGUGCGACACUAUCGCAAAGAUGACAUUUUAUUAGGUUAAGGUUGGUGAUCGGCUGCGAGCAUUCGUAACAGUUUUUAUCCAUUAUAGCUGGAGCUUUUUGUCUAUCGGACGGCAUAUAUACAGGCGAUGCAAUGACUGUAGCGAAGUUGAUGUACGUGGCGGUAAGGCGUGGAUGGUAAACGUUGAAAACACUUAUAGUCGUUGAUCACAGAUUGCGCGUCGAGAGUAAAAAUUGAACGUCGUUGUUGAGGACGGAGAAGAUGCAGGUUCCAAACAAAAAUACACUUCGGCUCUAUCACUGUAACCGGUUUUGGUGCACUGAAAAUCCACUUUACUAUGGAGCAACUAUAUCGCGGUAAAUUAACAGAGUCACUUUCACAGGAUUUAAAUACGGAUAUCAAGUACAAAAUGUAGAGUAAAUACGAGCUCAAAAAUAGUCACUCAAACGUUACAAAGGCAGAGUUCAAACGAUAUAAACAAAUUGCAAGGAAUCAAUGAAUUUGAAAUGUUUAAUAUUAUUAAAUUAAACAGUAAAAUAGGCGGGACGAAGUUUGCCGGGUCAGCUAGUAUCCUAUAAAACGCAAUAUUAAAUUAUAUAUGGAGCAAUUUGACGCGUCAUAUAAAGUUGCAAAAUGCGACAUUCCUCGGAGUCGUAUAAAAAGCAAUUAAAAGAUUCAAAUGAGGCUAUUUAAUAUAGCCUGCGAAAUUAUAAGAAAUCGUAACCAAUGUUUCUUACGAUGUACGUAUAUGGCCUCCAGAUUUGUACACAUAGGUGUAUUUCAUGCAUCUUAUAUGAUCAUUUUCUACCAAAUAAUUCACUUAACAGAGUUGAGCGCGAGUUAUACGCCAAACCAAUUUGUUUGCUGGGUGUCCAUUAAAGUACUGCUUCUACCUGACGUCACGACCGCCUGACAUCCGUGAGAAGGUUCCCAUACGCGUCGUUGCAAGUGUCGGCUUGCGGCACAUAACCUCUGCGAAACUGGUUUACCUUCUCAUUCAACUUCUGUGUAUCGCUGGAACGGAACCGCUGCUCAAGUUGUCCGUGUUCAUGGUUCUUUUGAUGGCGCUUCCUUCCCUGUCGAACCAGUUGUUUCUGCCGAUUGGUGCCCCUAUCUCUGGUCUCACCGUUGCAGUCUCUCUGAAAGCCGGAUCUGCUUGAUAUUAAACCGCGGGAUUAGUCCUCGGGAAGCUACAAAGUUAACGCCUCAGUAUGUAAGCUUUUUGGGUCGAUUACCGGUUUGUGCAUUUCUUUCCUUCCGGUCUGAGCGUUCAUGUCCGGCGAUCUUGAUGUCUCGACCGAACAGCUCUCGUAGAGUUUCUCUAAACGUAUGUAAAACGCUUCUUUUUCGACAUCGGGUCUUCCAUUGUGGGGGCAGUGAACGUUGAGCCAAGUAAUGCGCGUAUCCCUCCGCAGCCAGGAAGUUCCGGAGCUGCUAAAUGGUGAGCCGCAGGAUUCGGCUAUGCCGUGCCUGUUACACGGUCGACAGUUAUAUCCGUACCGCGAUUGGUGCGUACGUUGGUAAUGUCUGAGAAACGGGGUUUCAACUCAUACAGUAGGACCAAGUCGCCACCUGGAACGUUCAGCGAUCUCUAGUUUCAUGAAACGAGCUUCCAAUCGACGUCCUAGCUCCUCUUGGGUAGCUGACGAGACACCGCAUUUCGCAUUUCAGCCGUUCCUCUGGAGCACAGACGCUGUUUGGGCCGCUUUUCCUUGAGUACAGGCACUCGGGGUUAGAUGCUUGUAGCGGCGUCGAUUCGCAAUAAGAGAACUUUGUAAAGUUUUGUAGAGCAGUUUCCUUGCCUUCCUGCUUAUAGUCUGCUUGUCCGGGAAUGUUUUCUUUCAUGGUAUUCACACCUAACUUUCGUGUCAGAAGGCUGUUUGCUGUAGUAAACGUAAUGAACAUUGCGCGGAUCAUGCAAAACAUUGUGAGUAUCGCUACGACAACUGUUUGCUAUAGUGUAAUAACGUCGAAAAUAUAUUUCUCCGAAGUAAGAUUUUAUGCGUAAUGCCUGCUUAAGGCUCCAACGUUCUCUUUUUUUCUAUUUCGAAAAGAUCAAAUGAAGCCGUUCUUCCUGAAAACAACUGAUUUUCACUUUCCUUGUAAACAUACGAAUUGUACUAAAUAUUAUUAUAAUUAUACCCGCACUUCUAUUAUUAGCAAUACUGCUAUUGAGAAGUUCCUUUAACACGCUAUCGGCUCUAGUAAACCGAGCUUCCUUCCUCCUGCCAAAUAUCGCGAAUUAAAAUUCCCUGGAGAAGUGGCGUUGUGCGUCCUUCUGGCCAGUUUUAUUGAUAAGAGAGACUUAUUUUUGUUAACAGGUAGUCACGCAAAGGUAUUAUAGAAUUCAGAUUAAAGGAAGGGCAAGUGUUCGAGGAGCUUGAGCAUAAACUCAUGCUUAAGUCAUUUUUGACAUCGAAUGGCCUGAUUCUACUAUGAUUUGAACCCACGACUUCUUGUUUGACAAAUCGGACUCUGUAACCUUGAAACUAAGCAGCCAUCGAAGCUGUUUGACCCUUAGAGGGUUACUUCCAGAAUAUGGUGGUACAAAACAUCGACUUCAUUCAAUAUUUGCAAUAGUUCAUAAAGUUGUAACUUUUGAGCGGUUUGACCAAUUUUGAAUCAUUUGGCGUCAAAGUGAAGGUAUAAAUAUGCCUUUCAAGAACAAAUAUCAAUAUGUAGGUACUUUAAACAGCAAUAACUACGCAAACUUAAUGAUACAAACCGUAUUUUGCAGUUUCGUCGAGUUCAUGCAAUGCAGUAUACUUUUAAAGAUACAUUUCAAAAGGUCCUAUCUGCUUUGAUCGAUUUUUUGAUCGAUCACUUUCAUUCAAUCACCACAACGCAUUAAAUUCCCUUUUAUGACGCGAUAUUUGUACAAACUGAUAGCGGAGGGAUCACUCUUGCCUUCUGAACGAAAACCACGCUUGGGAGAAUCACUAGAGCUGAACCAUUACCUAAAUGAAAAGACCCUCCGGAAAAACGAUGAAAGCAGAUAGGACCUUUUGAAAUGUUCAUCUAGACUUAGGAAUUUACGCGUUUUUUUUUGUACGCGGAUUUUCAAGAAAAAUCGUUUUUUACGCGGCAAUGGCUUUUCAUUGUCAAAUCGCUUGAAUACAGUAAUCACCCGAUUAUAUCAGUACCCGAUUUGUCUGCCCCCGAUUUUAUCAUCAUACAACAUUUUAUUGAAAAAAUGUCAGGGUGAACUGAUUUAAUAUCACGCUUCAAUAUUUUAGUACUUUUUCAUAAUUCUGUGUAGAAUAACAUCAUUCUGGAUGUAGUUUACAUUAAAAAUUCAACCGUUGCACAAUGUUACAUCUUGCUGUUUUCGAAUGAAUAGUGAUACCAGAAAGGUAAAGAGGGCAUUCGAUGGAGCUCGAUGAUAUCAAAAAAUGUCUGACAUGCAUGCUUGGUAAAAACAUCAUAGCAAAUUGAGUAACACACAUUUCGAAUCACGUCAGCUCAUCAUCAGUUGGUACACAGUUUUUGUUGUGUGUAUUUUUCAUACAUUUACGCAGUGUCCUUGCCAUCUCAAGCGAAAUAUGUAUGGCGUUAUCCAUAAAUUAUGUAAGGACUUUUUUCGAAAUUUUCAACUGUUAAGAUCGCAGCGAUAAGUAAUUCAAAAAAUUUAAAUUUUUUCAGUUUUUUUAUUUUUUUUUAAUCUUACGUUAGAUUCUCUCGAACCCCCCUCUUCCCCAUCGCGAGCCAGAUGAGAAGCUAGAGAAAGACGAUGUAUGUAUGGAACUGAUUAAAAAGUUUUUGUUACAAAAUCUGUUUUUCCUUCCGAGUGCCCGCUUUGGCUUGUUCAGAAAAGUUGUAGGCAACUAAAUUAUCUAUCUAAAAAAUAUUAAAAAAAAAACAGUGAAGACCGGUUUUUCAUAAUAACUUUUUGUUUUUGAAAUAAGUUUUUUUUAGUACAGGAUCUCGAAUUGAAUUUUUUCACUAUUUUUUUUUAUAUAAUCUCAGACAGUUUUCUCAAACAACUUUUCUCUAUCUAUUGUCAUUAUUCAGAUAUAUCGAUUUACAAAAAACACAACUGCAGCUUUCUCAUAUGUUUGUACAGAUAAAUUUUCCCAAAAAAAAAUUAAAACUACUGAUUUUACGUAUUUAGUUAUUGAUUUAACAGCUUCAAUUAAAAAAAUUAAUAUUUAAAAAAUUUCCCGACUUUAUCACUUUCCCUAUUUUAUCACCCCAAACAGCAUCAGGGGGGUGAUAUAAUCGGGUGAUCACUGUAUUCACUGAUUUUGCCUGACGUAUUUAUAUAUUUCCUUGAUAUUCAGCUCAAUUUAAAGGUGGAAAUUAUACUGCUGUUAAAUCUUUUGUCGAAAGUAUUUAGAAGAAAUGAUUGAAACCCAUUACCAAAUGAAGAUUUUUUCAUGCAAACUCUAAUGUUUACACGGUUUUUACGCGCUACGUAUCCCCUGCGUAAAAUAGACUUUAUUGUGUCAUGAAGCUCACCGUAUUUUGCCGUUUUGGAGGAUUCAAAAAAAACGAAAGGGUCUUCUGGGUCUCGAACUUAUCAAAACAGCAAAAUAUAGUUUGUAUCAUGAUUUUCGCGUAGUCAUUUUUAUUUUAAAUACAGUUUGGUAUUUUUUCUUGGAGGGUGCAUUAUCACUACCUUUAGUGAGAAGUCAAAAGAUUUAAAUUCAGUUCAGCGGCUCAAAAGAUACAAAAAUUUUGAAGUUGCACAUUUUCAAAAAAAGUUGAUUUUUCGAGCCACCCCAUUUCAAAAAGUAUGAUUUUAUUCUGAACGUUGAUUUGAAUGCACCUAUUUACUGAUAGCCUUGAACCACAAUUUGAAAAAAAGCUUCGCAGAUAGCAACAUAGAGCAUCAACUUCAGCUCAAAUGUAUGAUUAUUCUACAUGUGAAGAUAAACUAGAAUAUCUGGAGAUUUUAUCUGGAGAAUCGAAACAAUUUCGAUCGUUCUAAGAAUGUUGAAAUUUGAUGCGAGAUCAGUACUAUCUCGCAUCAUAUUUCAACAUUCUUGGAACGAUCGAACAACAUUUUUCAAAUAACCUCCACCCACCCCAAGCUGUCCACGUGGAAUGCGGAUGGCCCCUUAUGGAGAUUUUCAAGCGCGAAGUGGUUUUAUUGAUUGCGUCAAUUUUUCGCGAACAGGAUAUACAGAAUCGAGAAUAAGCGAUUUAAAGAUUUAUUACCAAACGAAUUCAAACUAAAAUAAUCAGACCCAUCCACCUUUAAAACAAACAAUUCCAUUCCGGGUGUGGUUUCCGUGCAGUGAUUAAAUAAGCAAACAGCACCCAUUGAACGCAAAUCAACCAAAAAAUAACUGAUUCGGUUUGUCGAGAAUACAAAGCGGCCAGAUGAAACUGAAAAUCAAACAGCUUACUAACGAAAUAUAUGUACUGAAGAUAUAUCUUUUGUAUUGUUCGAUUAAAUAUAGCGAAAAAUAUGAGAAUCAAAAUUGAAGCACAGAAGAGAAUCAAACUUCCAGUCACACAUUGGGGAAAGAGAAAUGAUAUUUUUGUAAUAAUCGUUUUGUAAAUAGGCACCCCCUCCCACUCACCGCGGCAACUAGAUGGCAGUGCAACUCGGGUGGUGGGUUGUAGCAAACUGUCAAGUCACAGCUGCUGAAAUCCCUUCGCUUAUAGCACUCAGCGUAUCCGGUCCCGCAAACACCCACAUAGACAUACAAUAUUGCAUGUAGCCAUUACACACAUUUAUACACACACAGGCAGCCAUGGGACGCUCUUGGUUUGAAUGAACAUGAUGGUUUAAUCUGAUUAUUUGAUGAUCAUUGUUUUUGACUGGCGCUUCACCUUCUGUCGAUGCAUUUUUGCCUCUGAUUGAAAUGGAUACUAGCGUGCGAACAAAAAACAACAUUGAAACCCUGUUUGCUUUCGUAUGCAUUGUGUUUGCUGAAACAAGAUAUCAUCGAUAUGCAUGAAUUAAUUCUGUCAUUGUUGACGUUAUUAAUAAUACUAUCAAUAUCCGAUGAGCGCUUUUACUUUUGUGGCAUCAGUGUCUGCUUCAAACAAAAGUUGAAACACAACAUUUAUUACUGCAUGAUGAUACUUCAUUCCAAGGGUAUUAUAUUUUUGCAUUGGAAUUAAUGCUCGCAUUCACCGGGAAUCAGAAAUUAUUUUCAAAAGCUACACAGAUAACAAUAUCCAACUCCUCAGACAGACGAACCUCACCAAAUCAUCAUCCUUCAUGCUGACAUGGAUGCUCGGCAAAUUGCUCCCGGCAUCCAUCAUCUGUAGAGUUGACUAUACGAUUUCGAACGUAAAUUAGCAAACAUUCCCACAAGUGGUUAAAAUGUUUCCGUAGUUUAAACAAACGAAAACACUCGAACAAACACACACAAGUCCCAAACUGGCCCUCGUUUGGCACAGGGAGACGAAUGAAUGAUAUUUAUGUCCUGCCAGUAUCUAACGUCCAUGAAAAUAGUUGUUUGUAUAGCACUCUUACAUAGAGAAUGAAAGCAGAGAAUUUAGUAAGCAACUGUGCCGCUGUAGAGAGCGAAGAUUAAUCUUCGGAAUUGGUUUUGAUGCGGCAGUAAUAGUGUGAUGAGAGAAAGUAUUAUUUUCGUGGCUCUAUCGUUUAUCGUAGUGAUAGGAAAGAAUUCAACAACAAAAAAAAGGAAAUUGCUUCAGGCGCUUGCAUUACAUGUUAGAUUCAAAGUGCAAAACAAAUUAGCAAACAACAGUAUUAGAACAGCAUAAAUCAAAUCAGUAAUAGAGAUAAACUAACGCCGGAUGCCUAAGCUCUGAAACUUUUUGUAAGUGUAGAAAUUCAAUCACGCAGACAAAAAAAAAACAGAAAAAACAUAUUUAAAAAUAAACCGCUACCAAAGAAGUGAAAAUGUGCGACUGAACAACAGAACAAAAAACAAAAUUGCACAUUUUUGUACAUCUAUUGACAAACCGCCUAGAAUACCGAACUCCUUCCGAUAGUUUAUUUUUCUAUAAAUUACCACUCAUCAGGCAGCUUCGAAAAUCAGGCAGUGUUGUAGCGUUGUUAUACUAACUAGAAAACAGAAAAAAAAACAUGACUCUGCUAAACUUAUUAAAGCGUAGCUUAGGCUUACUAGGAUAGCUUAUCAAAUCUAAAGCAUAAGAAUGACCCGCCUCCAAUUGCGAAAGAAAAACAAAAAAAAACAUAAUGAAGUGCAAUAUAUAUUUUUUUCUAUCUUAAACGCGUGUUUCUAGCGGUGUGUGUGUAAAUUGAUGUCGAUCAUUGAGUAUCUGACAUUAAGCAAACGAUUGACACGUUAAUGCGCUAGGAAUUAUCUGGCUAACAGGUUUAGAACCGAAUGUCAAUGCAUAUGUACACUUUCCCCUCCUCGCUAUGACCUUUUAACAAAUCAAAAUUAUCGAAUCAGGAUGUGCAAUGUAAGAAGCAGAUAGUUGGUAGGUACUGGUUUACAUGUAAAAUGUAUAGUUAUAUAUUUAAGUGUAAGAGAAACUGUAGUCGAAGAUGAAACACUUUUGAAAAGCUGGAAAUUAAAAUAUAUGUUGUUAUAAUUACGUCGUUC
This is a messenger RNA of Wyeomyia smithii (pitcher-plant mosquito), 20474 nucleotides long. RefSeq lists its product as uncharacterized. NCBI's taxonomy places the organism in Eukaryota, Metazoa, Arthropoda, Insecta, Diptera, Culicidae. The transcript has 5 exons. Bases 1781 to 2416 code for a protein of 211 amino acids. The record is from RefSeq and is a predicted model, not a curated record.